AUGAUUCAGGGUGCCGAGGGCCUUGAUGUGAAGAAUCUCAAGCCAGUGGUUCUCUGUCCUGCCCAGUUCGGGACCCAGCGCGACUAUGAAGAUCUUCAGAAGACGCUGCUGAAGCGAGGCUUCAACCUUUACCCUGCUCCUCUCUCCAGGCUCGACUGGCUCAAGAUUGUUCCGUCCACCCUGACCAAGGAGUUCUUCACCGCAUCCCUCCGCCCUUCCAAGACCCUGGGCUUCUUCUACUCUGCGUUGGAUCGCGCCUUCGAGCAGGUGGAAAAGGACUACGGAGUAGACGUUGAAGUUGCUGUCCUCGGCCACAGCAUUGGAGGGUGGGUCGCGCGCUCCUACAUCGCCGAGGUGCUCGGAGAGGAGAAGGCGAAGAAGAGGAUCCGGUCAUUGGUGACCUUGGGAACUCCACAUAACCCUCCCCCGAAAGACUCGAUCGUCUCAGCUGUGGAUCAAACGCGAGGGCUCCUCUCGUACAUCAACGAGAACUUCCCCAACGGCUUUCCCCUCGAUGCCAGUGCCGUGACUUGCGUAGCGGGCAAGGGGACCGUCACGCCCAGGGGCCUUAUGGACGUGAUCAGCAAAGUGGGGGAGAAGCUGUGGGAUGAGAAGCAGCGACGUAGCAAGCUGUUGGAAGAGAUCGUUGCGCUGGCAUCGUACUUCCCCCUCUCAGGGAAGGCGUUUGAGACAGAGGGAGACGGUUUGAUUCCAGUCGAGGUUGCUGUGCUUGCGGAAUGCAGAUCCGUGAUCAUCGAAAACUGCAACCACGCGGCGUUCGUUCCGACACCCGGCAAGAGCCUGCGCCUGCCCGAGACGUACGAAUGGUAUGGGACAGAGUCCGCUGUGGAUCAGUGGAUACAAUUCCUGUGA
Messenger RNA from Guillardia theta CCMP2712, 873 nucleotides. RefSeq lists its product as hypothetical. The coding region runs from base 1 to 873 and encodes 290 amino acids. Gene Ontology annotation, molecular function: hydrolase activity, acting on ester bonds. The transcript has 9 exons. The record is from RefSeq and is a predicted model, not a curated record. Lineage: Eukaryota; Cryptophyceae; Pyrenomonadales; Geminigeraceae.